GGCCUAACGCCUAACGCAGCGCAGGAGGGAGACAGAAAUAUCCGGAUUCCGGCGGGCGACACAGAGCUGAGCUAUGGAGAGUAGCAAUUGUUUUCUUAGAAAUAGGUAUUGGGUGCUCAGGCAUGGUAAAAGCAUUCCAAAUGAAUUGGGUCUUAUUGUAUCCUCCAUGGAAAAUGGCAUCCUGGAACAGUAUAAAUUAGCUGUCGCCGGAGUUGAACAAGCUCGAUUAGCCGGGGACUCAUUCCGUAAGGAGCUGAUAGAUAACAAGUUCCAGGCUGAGAAUGUGAGGAUCUGCUACUCCCCAUUCUCAAGGACCCGGCAUACCGCACAAGUAGUUGCAUCCCAGCUUGAUAUUCCAUUUGAAGGAACACAGUGCAUGGUAUGGUAUGGUGAGGUUAUAAAUGAUCUUCGUGAACGAUUCUUUGGCCCUUCUUAUGAGCUUAUGUCGCAUGAUAAAUACCCAGAGAUUUGGGAUCUGGAUGAGAAGGACCCUUUCAAGCAGGCUGAAGAAGGCGGGGAAAGUGUAGCAGAUGUUGUUUCUAGACUUACAAAUGCAAUAACCAGCAUUGAGUCGGAAUUCCAAGGGUGUGCAGUGCUGAUUGUGAGCCAUGGUGAUCCCCUGCAAAUUCUGCAGACAAUCCUUAGUGCUGCUAUUAAGGGUUAUGCAGCUGGAUCCUGCAAAAAUCAAUCAUUCGCUUCAAAAGUAGAAGCAAUCACUGUCCCUUCCAUUCUCUCCCACCACAGGAAAUUUGCUCUUCUCACUGGAGAAUUACGUGCAGUAGUAUAAUUAGUUUCAGCUGCUUCCAUUCCAUUUAUUAUUCAUUCUGUUACAAUCCUCCUGCAACGUAACUCAUUUUCUGUUACAAUUAUAAUAAUAAGGAUGUGUGUUUUGUUUUUGUGUAAUGUAAAGUUGAAGGAAGAACUAGUCUAGUGUCAAA
Molecule: messenger RNA, 938 nt
Organism: Ipomoea nil (Japanese morning glory)
Lineage: Eukaryota; Viridiplantae; Streptophyta; Magnoliopsida; Solanales; Convolvulaceae
Product: phosphoserine phosphatase 1
Exons: 6
Coding region: 74-787 (237 amino acids)
Source: RefSeq, a predicted model, not a curated record